GGACGGCGCGGGCGCAGCGACCAUGGGGGCCCUGACCAGCCGGCAGCACGCGGGCGUGGAGGAGGUGGACAUCCCGUCCAAUUCCGUGUACCGCUACCCGCCCAAGUCCGGAAGCUAUUUUGCCAGCCACUUCAUUAUGGGAGGAGAGAAGUUUGACUCAACUCACCCCGAAGGCUACCUGUUUGGAGAGAACAGUGACCUGAACUUCCUGGGGAGCAGACCAGUUGCGUUUCCUUACGCUGCCCCUCCUCCCCAAGAACCAGUGAAGACUCUGAGAAGUCUGAUCAACAUCCGAAAGGACACCCUGAGGCUCGUCAAAUGUGCCGAGGAGGUGAAGACACCUGGAGAAGAGACCGGUCGAGCAAAAGUCCACUACAACGUGGAGUUCACCUUCGACACUGAUGCCCGAGUGGCCAUCACCAUCUAUUAUCAGGCCACCGAAGAGUUCCAGAAUGGCAUUGCCAGCUACAUCCCCAAAGAGAACAGCCUGCAGUCGGAGACCGUGCACUACAAGCGCGGGGUGUGCCAGCAGUUCUGCCUGCCCUCCCACACCGUGGACCCCUCCGAGUGGGCUGAAGACGAGCUUGGCUUCGACCUGGACAGAGAGGUGUACCCGCUGGUGGUCCAUGCUGUGGUGGAUGAAGGAGACGAGUAUUUUGGCCACUGCCACGUCCUGCUGGGCACCUUUGAAAAGCACACAGACGGGACUUUCUGUGUCAAGCCCCUCAAACAGAAACAGGUGGUGGAUGGGGUGAGCUACCUCCUUCAGGAGAUCUAUGGAAUCGAAAACAAAUACAACACGCAAGAGUCUAAGGUGGCUGAGGAUGAAGUGAGCGAUAACAGUGCUGAGUGUGUGGUGUGUCUCUCAGACGUGCGGGACACCCUGAUUCUGCCCUGCCGCCACCUCUGCCUGUGCAACACCUGUGCGGACACCCUGCGCUACCAGGCCAACAACUGCCCCAUCUGCCGACUGCCUUUCCGGGCACUGCUUCAGAUCCGAGCCAUGCGGAAAAAACUGGGCCCCUUGUCCCCAAGCAGCUUCAACCCCAUCAUCUCAUCCCAGACAUCAGACUCAGAAGAGCAUUCAUCCUCAGAGAACAUUCCACCCGGUUAUGAAGUGGUGUCUCUUCUGGAGGCCCUCAAUGGGCCCCUCACCCCGUCCCCAGCAGUCCCCCCACUCCACGUGCUUGGGGACGGACACCUCUCAGGAAUGCUGCCUUCCUACGGCAGCGAUGGCCACCUGCCUCCUGUCCGGACGCUCUCGCCCCUCGACCGCCUGUCCGACUGCGGAAGCCAAGGACUCAAGCUGAAAAAGAGUCUCUCCCAGUCCACCUCCCAGAAUUCUUCUGUGUUGCCCGAAGAGGACGAUGAGCGUUCCUGCAGUGAAUCCGAGACGCAUCUGUCUCAGGGGCCGUCAGCCCAGCAUCUGGGCGAGGAAUGUGGUGUCACUCCAGAUAGUGAGAAUCUUACCUUGUCGUCGUCGGGAGCCAUCGACCAGUCAUCUUGCACAGGGACACCUCUCUCUUCCACACUUUCCUCCCCAGAAGACCCAGCCAGCAGCAGUCUGGCCCAGUCGGUCAUGUCCAUGGUGUCCUCCCAGAGCCAGCACUCCCAGAUCAGCACCGACACCGUCUCCUCCAUGUCUGGCUCCUACAUCGCCCCUGGCACUGAAGAGGAGGGGGAGGCGCUCCCCUCUCCACGGGCCGCCAGCAGGGCCCCCUCAGAAGCAGGCGAGGUGACGCCAGCCGUGUCUCCGGACUGCAACUUUGUCGGCCUCGCCACCGAAGAGCAGGAUGCAGAGGGAAAUGACGUCCUAGAGGAAGAGGAUGGCUCACCCACACACGAAGAUGGCCAGAGGACAUGCGCAUUUCUAGGUAUGGAGUAUGACAAUAACAAUGACUUUGACAUCGCAAGCGUGAAAGCACUGGACAAUAAGCUGUGCUCUGAGGCCUGCUUACCCGGUGCCUGGCAGGUGGAUGACAACGUCGCCAGUCGUCGGAACACACAGCGCCGGCGCUCGUCAUCUGGCAGCCUGGAGGACCCCGAGAACAGGCCCUGCACGUGGGGUCCCUUGGCCGUCUGAGAGCCCCAGCCCCUGGUCCAGGGCUCCCCUCCUGCCCUCGAAUCCCCUCCUGGCCUCGCUGCACUGCUGACCUCCUGGGCAUCCUCAGCAAGACACCUGGAGACUUUUCAUACCCACGUGAGAGCGGGAUGCUCCUCCUCCCAGCCUCAUCUUCUGUAACCGUCAUCCUUCCCCUCUCAGAAGGGACCAGAAGCCUCCUUUCUCCUUAUGGGCUAACGCCACUCGAUGAACUGCAGCUCCUGAACCCUUGGCAGAGACCCUCUGGAACGUUUUCACUGUAUCUUGAUCUUCAGGGGGAGCCGAGAUCCACAGACUGGUUGUUCUUGUGCGUCUGUUUUUCUCCUUGGUGGGGAGACCAAGAAGCCUCAGAGUUUCGGUGGCUUCAUUACAAACACCCACCUGGCAUUUUCUGGUCUCUGGGACAUCAUAGCCAAUUUGAAACCUCCAAUUUGUGGUGGGGGUUGGGAGGUGACUCCUGCGAGAAGGGAAAGCCAUAUUGCACUGUAAGUGGAGUUUCCCUCAGAAAGCAGUAGGAGCCCCUUUCUCAAGGACAAGAAACAGGGGCUGGUUGGCAAAACAGUUCUUGCUUCUGGUAGCAGAGCCAGUGCCUCAUGUCUGUCUGCUUAGGAAGGAGGCCUUGAAUCUGGGAAUCCCCCCACGGAGAGUUAUUUAUGAUCAGGUGACAUUACAAAAACACUUUUUGACCCUCUCUAUGUGCCAGGCACGUGUUAGGAGCUGCCGUAUGUGAUCACAUUUCAUCACUACUGCCCCAUCAGUUGGUAUUCUGAUUCCUGCUGUCCCUGUCUCCACUCCCUUUUCUUUUUCCUUUCUUUUUUUUUUUUUCUUUCACGCCCUUAACAGUUGAAGAAAUUGGCUGAGAGAGAGGGUGGAGCAGUUCGGCUCAGUCAGUGUCAGAAGUUGGGGGACGGCUGAGCUGGGGACAGCGGUGGUCUGGGAGCCUCCCCACCCCACCUGAUUUCCUUCCCUGCCCUCCAGAUCUGUUGAGCCCAAUGAGGGAAGGGGGAGAUACUGCCUUCCAUAGUCUCAUUAGAGAUUUAGAGAUACUGUUGUUCAAAUCAUGUGCCCGCUGCAGCCCACGCCACUGCAGCCCGGUGUCGGGCAUGUAAAUAACAGCCCGGAACAGCAAGGCCAGACUGUAAGCUGUUGGGUCUUCCUCCUCUCUCAACACUGGUGUUAUCAAUGGAGUCCACGUAGCCCUCUGAUAAUGCACUGGCUACUGGCUCUUGGAAGAGGUGCUGGUUUAAUGGAGCAUGAGAUUGGGAAGCAAAGUCGGAUCUGACCGUUUGUGAGGCUGGGAUGCGGCAGAGCCUUGGCUGCGCCCAUCACGACGGCAUGUCUUCAUAUUUGAAAUCGUUUCCCUAGAAGAGCUUUUCAGGGUUGUUUCCACAGCCUCAAAGAGAGCCCGGUGCCCCGGGAAUCCUCUGCACCUUCUGCGUGGCUUCUUUGCACCGCCAGGCGGGUGGUGGCCCUCAGGCUGCCCGGGGGUUGCACCUCUGUCUGCCCUGCUUGGGGAGGCCUGUUGUCCUCACCCACCCUCCAGGAGCCAGGCCUGAAUCUAAGCUUGUCUCGGGUUCCCACGUCCACCCUCUCAGAAAUCCUGCAGCGGACUCUGCUGUUUCAGGCCCCACUUAAUGUCCUAUCUUCCUCCGAACAUUCUUAUAGCCCCUUCUGUAUUUAAGAUUUGAGCAAUAACCCCACUUCCUCAUUUCCUUGAAGUUUGAGCCCCAGAAGCACUAGGGAAUGGGGGGCUCCCCGUAGCCUGGGGUAGUGGCCCACAGACCCACCUCCGUUCCCUCCCGGCAGGUAGUAGUCACAGUGUGGUAUCACCUGAGAUGAUGGAGACGCAGGAAAACAGCAGCCAUGGUGGCCAGGAACCCUAGGAGGAAGCCAUUGUCUUCACCCCUCCUUGGAGGAUCUGUGUCUUCUCCAGGAAGAGGCUCAGAGAGAUUCCCCAAGGCCUUGGUUCCAUAACCAAGACACGUGGGUUAGAAAUGGCCCUUCACUCCUUCUUUGUCAGACAGUGCGUUCUCCCCCACCCCAUCCCCUUUGUUCUCAUUUAGCUCUUUGACAAGCAGAAAUAUCCCGUCCAAAGGGGCUGGUCCUCAGCCUGAUCAGGGAACAGGGCAGCUGCCCCUCCAUCAUCUGGAGACAGCCACGUAGUAAGCAGUUGACUCAGAGAGAAUGUGAUGGAGCCUGACUUCGCACAGGAGGGCAUAGACUAAUCGGAGGCCUGUGGCUCCUUCCUGCCUUGCAAAGGUCUGAGCUCUCCUGGUGUGGGGAUCCCAGCCUCCACAUGGAGCCCUCUGUCCUUCCCCACCCAGUUCCAUCCCACCAGAGGUCAUGCCCACACUGGGGCAUCUCCUGGGCACAGAUACACACACACUUAAAGCCAUCUCACCUGGGGAGAGUCAGCAUCCUGUCCACCUGAUCUUGGCAUGCUGGUUACUCACUCUGCUUUAGGAUCUGCACAUCUAGAGUGUGUGAGUGUAUGUGUACUGAUGUGCCAUCUGUGGACCCCUCGCUCCCCGGAGUACACUCGUGGGCACACUACAGUGGGGACGUCAAGGAUGCAAUAUUUACGGAUUGCUGCAUGAUACUUAAAAAUGAAUAAAACUGUUUACAAGGGAAGGAGAGCUGUUAA
Vicugna pacos (alpaca) is the source of this 4745-nucleotide messenger RNA. It is a transcript of the gene RNF157, whose product is annotated as ring finger protein 157. NCBI's taxonomy places the organism in Eukaryota, Metazoa, Chordata, Mammalia, Artiodactyla, Camelidae. Gene Ontology annotation, biological process: protein ubiquitination. Gene Ontology annotation, molecular function: ubiquitin protein ligase activity. The record is from RefSeq and is a predicted model, not a curated record. Gene Ontology annotation, cellular component: cytoplasm.